Molecule: messenger RNA, 441 nt
Organism: Fusarium coffeatum
Lineage: Eukaryota; Fungi; Ascomycota; Sordariomycetes; Hypocreales; Nectriaceae
Exons: 2
Coding region: 1-441 (146 amino acids)
Biological process (GO): mitochondrion organization
Cellular component (GO): mitochondrion; nucleus
Source: RefSeq, a predicted model, not a curated record
AUGCCUCGUCAACGAUCCGUCGGCCGCGCUCCUUCGCGCCCUACCGCCUCCGCUUCUGCCCCUAAGCCUCAGCAGACUCGACCUGCCGCCACCCAUGCUGCUCCUCCCGCCGCUUCUCACCCUCCUGGCCAGGCCAUGCCUCCUCAGGCUGCCGGUUCCCAGGGCCCCGGAUUGUUCGGUCAAAUGGCCAGCACUGCUGCCGGUGUCGCUAUCGGUUCCUCAGUAGGCCAUGCUAUCGGUGGCAUGUUCGGUGGCUCCUCCGAGCCCGCUGCCCCCGUCCAGGCUCAAGCCGCUCCCCAAGAGCAGUCCUGGAACCAAAACAACUGCGCGGGUGUCGCCCAGAACUUCACAAAGUGCAUGGACGACAACAACGGAAACAUGCAGAUCUGCAACUGGUACCUUGAGCAGCUCAAGGCCUGCCAGGCCGCUUCUGGCCAGUAA